Messenger RNA from Biomphalaria glabrata, 9887 nucleotides. Its product is annotated as arf-GAP with Rho-GAP domain, ANK repeat and PH domain-containing protein 1-like. The transcript is spliced from 42 exons. NCBI's taxonomy places the organism in Eukaryota, Metazoa, Mollusca, Gastropoda, Planorbidae. Gene Ontology annotation, biological process: signal transduction. The coding region runs from base 349 to 5544 and encodes 1731 amino acids. Gene Ontology annotation, molecular function: GTPase activator activity. The record is from RefSeq and is a predicted model, not a curated record.
CGGAAGUGUAACAAAAAAUUGAGAGUGAAAACAAAACAAGAAAGCAGGAAGCAAGAAAAUAGAUCUAUUUUCUAGAUCUAGAGAAGUAGAUUCUAGUAGUAAUAAGUAAUGCUACUAAUAUCAUCAUGCGUUAAAAGGUAGUCCUCUGAUAUCUAAGUAUGUUAGCCUUGCGAUUCUCUUGGCUCUGACUUCCUCAGCUAAAUCAGCAUUGAGGAUUUCCUAUGGAAUUCUUCCAUCUGGCACGUGGGUGACAUGUCCAAGCCAAGAGUUUUCUGUGUCAAAAGAGCAUAGAUGCAUUUGAAAACUAAAUAGAUAAUUCCACAUUUUAAAUUGUUCAGUGCAAUAGCAAUGAGUGGACACAUUGAGCCAGUAUCUGAUGAUAAUGAGGGUAUUUAUGAGGUACCCCCACCACCAAGGUCAAGUCAACAGUUACCAGACUCUCCUCCGCCUUUACUGCCCAAGAAAGGCAGUUCCUUCAGGAUUUCUAUGGCAAUGCUGGAUAAGAAAACUCCACCUGAGCAACCUAGGCCAGUUCCAAGAUCGAGAAAUUCAGGGUUGAAAUCGACCCUCACAGAGGCUGACAAAGAGGCCCUCAACAAACUGGGUCUAGAAAUGAAGGAGCAUGUGCAAAAAGUUACCAAUAUUUCUGACACCAAGUUAACUAAUAUUCACAAAGCUCAGAACUCAUCUCUUCCAACCUCACCUCACAGAGUUAUUGCCACAAGUGUAAAACCACUAAACAGUGAUCAUAGUAUACCUCAGUCACCAAACAAGUCUUCUCCAAAUACACAGCGUCCGGUACCCAAGCCGCGGCCAAGAAAGAAUAUUCCUCUUGUCCCAGGAUCCAAGAUCUCUCAUAGUUCUGAAGAUGUGGCUAAUGCAACAGGUCAUGAAGAUGUGGCUAAAAAUGAUACUUGUGCAUCAGAGGCUCUCGGGGAAGAUUAUUACUUUAAUAUGGCUGAUUUUUCCAGUAAUACUUCCAUGGCCUGUGAUGAAUCUGAAUCAAAAGAGUGGAGUCCAAGUUAUAAUCUUCCCCCUGAUCCAGAUAGCCUAGAAAUGAUGUUGAAUGAGGAAAUCGAUAAAAAAUAUGGAUUCACUUCUAUUCUGAAAGAAAAGGCAGUGACCAGUGAUAAUGAUGAAGAUGAUAAUAGAGACAUGUAUGUUCCCCCAGACAUCAUUGGGGAAAUGUCAUUGAUAAACAACUCAUCAUUAAAUUUAUCUGGACAGGACAUGUUAAGUUUGCCACAGCCUUGUAUUGCUAAAUUGUCUAAUUCAUAUAUCGCUAUGCAGGAGAAAACAAAAGGGGAUACCAGUUCAAAAAGUUAUCGAAAUUCACAUACACCUCAAGAAAAGACAAAUUCAGAAAACAAUGACUUACAAUCAAACUAUGCUAAAAGAAACUCUGGCCAAGAGCCUAGCGUUGAUCUUAAGACACCUAAACCUUUUGAUAUUCUUCCAUUUAAACCCACAGUAUCCUUGUCUGGUUCCUCGGCUGGUAAUAAACAUUCUGUCUUUGACUUUUCAGACUUAGAUCCUCUGUUUGAAGUAAAGUCUACUAAAGUUAAGGAGGAGGAGCUUGUUUCUGCACUAAGCAUAGACUUUACAAGUACUGAAGACAGUUGGGCAAAUUUUGAUCAUCUAGAUGAGCCAUGUGAACCACCGAGCUCAAACACAUAUACAUCAGUGGAGGAUGAAACUGAUCAAGCAAGAUAUUAUUCUCAAAUAGACCAAACAAUAUUGGCAAAGCACUCACCCGUUAUAAGCAAUUCAAGACAAUCUUCCAUUCACUUUAAACCUCCAGAAGCUCCUCCACCCCCUUUUCCUAGAGAGCAGAACCGCAUACCUAUUCCAAAAGCACCUCCUGUACCUCCUCGGCCAUUCAAUGUUGGUCUACCUGAGACAGUUCCACAAAACACUCCAGAAAGCACAGAUGUUUUUGAUGUUGCUAUAGCACCUGUCUUUUCACCAAAGGAAGACAUGGACCCUUUCCAGGACACCAAUUUUGACUAUGUUUGCCACAAGUUCAAUACAAACAUCACCACACCCUCUAUUCUGCCCCGCUCACCACUGGUGAACAAUGUUGGAGCAAUGUCUAAAUCAGAUGUGGAUCCUGAGAGAAUUAGUAAAUUUGUGAUCCCACCACCUGGGAGCUUCAUGAAGGAUGAACAAGACUUGAGUAAAGAAUACACCCUAGCUGGUGAGAUCAGUAGCGACAGUGAAGGUUCAGAGGAACAGAUGCCCCCAUGGCAGAACAUCAGACCAGAGGCUCACAUAGCUGAACCCAUGUCGUCAAGGAAAAACUCCAGAGAUGGAUAUUUAUUAAAACAAGGCGGCCACAAUGCCAACAGGGGCUGGAGAAGGCGGUGGGUGGUAUUUAAUGGAGCUAGUCUGAGUUACUACAGUGAUAAUACAAUUUACCCUAAUGUGCUGUCACAGGUCUCUAUUAGAAUCAUUCCUAUCAAAUGCAUGACUGAGGUUGAAGCAGAUAUUAAGCCAACAGAUAAAGAUAAUUUUAGGUUCAAGCUUCAUACAACUCUGAAGAACAGAAUCUUCUUGUUUGCCUCAGAUACAAGAGAUGAUUGCCUGAACUGGGCACUGACUCUUGGUGCUGCCAUUACAGAAUACAAGAAAUUACCUGUAAGAGAAGUCCAGCCUGAAAAACCAGACAAAGAGGGUUUUGUGAGAAUCAACAGCUCCUCCAAAAAGUACUAUGUGUCCAUCACAGGCCCUACAUUACAGUAUUAUCACUCUCUCGAGGACUACCAUAUAGGCUCACCGAUACACCAGAUUGAUAUGAAACUUGCUUCAGUCAAAGUGAAAGAAAGAAAGAAGUGUAAGCUGCAGUUGGCUACACAUUAUCGCUAUUUUGAGUUCACUUUUGAUGAUGACAGUGAAAUGCAGAACUGGUACAUGGCAAUGGAGGAUGCCAUUGCUGAGGGUUUGGCUGAUGAUACUGUCUUAGAAAAAGUGUAUGAUAACUUGAGCAACAAAAACUGUGCUGACUGCGGAGCAGAGAAUCCCCAUUGGGCCUCAAUCAACUUAGGUAUUGUGGUGUGUAAAAACUGUGCUGGUGUACACCGAGCAUUUGACUAUAGGGUGUCAAAGAUCAAGUCACUUAGAAUGGACACAAGGGUGUGGACCCCUAGUCUUAUAGAGCUGAUGGUCACCAUUGGUAAUGCUAACGCCAAUGCAUUCUGGGAGUUUACUCUCCCUCCAGGGAUGAAAGCUCAACCUAAAGACUCAAUGGAGAAAAGAAAAGAAUAUAUCACCAAGAAAUACAUUGGGAAAAAGUUUAGCAAUUUGCAUGAACUCCAUUCUAUGGGGCCACAAGCUCUUGGCAAGGAGCUGGUGAGUGUGGCAGGCUCAGCUGAUGUUCUAGAUCUUAUGAAGAUAUUAUUCUCUGGUGCACAAGUAUUAUAUAGAAUAAAUAAUUGUGGUCAGACAGCCUAUGAGGUUGCAAAGGACAGUGGACAACGUUUAAAUAUGGAACUGCUGUAUCAAAACAGUGGUGAUCCUCAGUCUCAGUUGGAAAGUGUCAGUGAUGAGAAUCGGCUUCGUGAGGAUAUCAGGUUGCAAGGGUAUCUCAAUAAGACUGGGCCAAUGAGAGGAAAAUUUGAAUCAAGAUGGUGUGUUUUAGAACAUGGAUCUUUGACCUAUUAUGCAAAUGAAAAAAGUACAACAUUCAAAGGUACUAUUGACAGGAAAGAAAUGUGUAUGAUACAAUCAGUAGAGAGUGAUAAGAUUGGAUACCACUUUGACUUAAGUACAACUAUGAAAGAAAAUAGAAUUUUUUCAUUUUCAUCUGACUGUAAGGAAGAUGCUGGUGAAUGGAUUCGAACUAUUGCCAAGCUAAUGGCACCUAUAGCUGUGAUGGAACAUGUUGGAAUGAUAGACAUCAAAUUUGCUGGAGCUGCUCACAUGAGAGAAUCUUUAAGUCAGGACUGGCAGCAAACUUUCUUAGUUUUCAGCUGGAGGGGACUUAACUACAUGAACAGAGAUCUGAAAUUUGAUUAUUUGGAUUUAAGAAAAGCCAGUGGAAUCAAGAAGCAAUUAACUGGUGAUGGCUAUCAGAAGCAAGGUCCUUACUUUGUCAUUAGUUCAACAGUGAAGUCAGUGUACAUUCAAGCCACAUUACCAAGAGAUACAGAGCAAAUGUUUUUAGCUCUAAGUCAAGCAAUAUCAGAAAGUGGUAGGACAUUGCAUGACCAACCAUUGACAAGCAAGAGUGUGCCAGUCAUUGUGGAUAAGUGCAUAGCUUACAUCACUACUCAUGGACUAAAAGAAAAGGGUAUUUAUAGGCAAACUGGUCAGUUGAGUCGAGUCCAGACACUGCUUGAUGAGUUUAGGAAAGAUGCUCAUUCUGUAGUUCUGACCAACUACACAGUACAUGAAGUGGCUGGGGCGUUGAAGAAGUUCCUUCGAGAGCUGGAUGACUCUGUGUUUGAGAGAAACAAUUACGGAAACUGGAUUGAAGCUGCUGGCAGCAAAGAUGAGCAACAUCGCAUGGGUUUAUAUAAAUAUUACUUGGGCAGGAUGCCAGAAGUCAACAGGCAAACAUUAAAAGCUGUUAUUCUACAUUUAUUAGACGUUGCACAAAAUGAACAUGAGAAUUCUAUGAGUAUCACAAAUUUGGCCACAUGUUUUGCUCCAUCUCUGUUGAGAACUCAGUUAGAUGAGCUUCAGUUUGCUUCAGAAACAGCAAGUAGAGAAAUCUCUAUUAUUUUGGACAUUUUGAAGAAUCGUGACUUUUUCUUUAAGGUGGAUGAGAAAGAUACAAUAGUAGAAAACAACAUUCGUGAUGCACUUUUAAAAAUGAAGAAAGGAAGUAUUAAGGGCUCUACUGACAAUGUCAAUACUCCUUCUUGCAUGCUGACACCUGUUUUGUUACUGGGUGAGUCUGACCAUUCUGUAAAUAUUUCGGUCACACCAGAAAAAACUGUGCAGGAUGGGCUUAUUGAGGCCUUAGCCAACUUUCGGCGGAACAACAGAAAUCUGGAAAUAAGGAACUACAUUUUAGAGGAGCAACUGUUUGAUGGCAUGCUAGAGAGACCUUUGUUCAAUGAGGAGUUAAUCUCAAAGACUACUGUGAGGUGGCUAGAAUGGAGCAGCUUUUAUGACAGAGGUAUCAACACGCGGUUGUGUCUUAGGAACACUGACAUUAUGGAAAACCUCAAAAAAAGUGCACUUCAUAGUUUCCUUUCUAAUGUCAAACUGAAUUACAAAGAUCCUAGUAGCAAAAAGUUUUCCAAGAAGACAGUUGGAUUCAGGCAGCUUAAGCUGGUUCUUUUCAAAAGUUCUGAGGCCAAGGAUGAGAGUGUAUCAUGGAAUGCAGAAGAUAUAACAGUUUAUAUUGGCACCAUGCUGAAAAAAAAUCUACCUUCUGGCUGCAAGUUUUUCCUGACCUUCAUUGUGAAUGGUGAAGAUAUUUCCAACAAUAAGGAUAAAGAGAGAUCAUUUGGUCAUUGUUUUGGCUUUGAAACAGAGACUGAGAUGAUGAAAUGGUCUGCAGCUAUUUACUCUGCACAACAUCCAGCAAGUUUCUGAAGUUUCUUUUGAUUCUGCUUGGGCUCAGCAGAAAGAUUCAAGGCUUAAUUGAAGACUACAUGAUCUGUGGGCUAGCUCACAACUGAGUUUAUCAACGUCAUUGAAGAUUAAAACAAAACAAAAGCAUCAAUUCAAGAGUGACAUAAUUAAAAAUACAAACUUGAAGCACAGCUGUUACUUGUGUACAGACACAUUUUAUCUUCUUCAUGACUGAUGUACCAACUGCCGCCUCCAUUCAUCCUCAAAUGCUGAUGAUGCCUUUUCUUCUUCUAGAAAGCCUUAGUCAUAUAUUUACAGGACAGUGCAAAACUUAUAUCUAAAUUAAGUACAGUGCCUGAUGUCAGUGGCUCGCAAAGUAAAUCAAAUGAAUUGAAUUACAAUGAAGUUCUAUUCUCCCAUGAGAAUGUUUGAUUUUCUGUGUUGAAUUUGCAAACUUUAUUUUUACUAUUGUAAUCUAUUCACAAACAGGGUCUGCAAGAUCAAACUUAAUUUUGUUAAAUCUAGCACAUCAAGUUGCUAUUUGUCUGCUCGAGAUGUAGGUGAAAUACUGCACUCAUCCUUAAUCUUCAGAAUGGAAGACAUGGCCAUUAAACAUGAAAAACUCAUACAUUUUAGACAAAUAGAGGGACAGCAAAAUGUCUUCUACUCUUUCUUCACAUCAUUCUCUUGUUUCAAAGUUAAUGUUGAACAAAAACUGUAUGUGCCUUAGCUUUGUUGCUCCUUUCAUUUUUAGUAGAGAAAACAUUCCACACCUUUGAUUUCUACAUGUUCCACUUAUUACAUCCGAUUGGUUUCUAUCUGGUCCUAGCCUCUGUCACAUUCCAGAUCCACAGAAGCCUUUGACUUCUUCAAAACAAGAAACCUGUUAUUGUUGUGCUGUUACUUACAUAAAAAAAAAAAUCAGUGUUCAGUUUACAACUCUGACAGAAUGAAAUAUCUCCUUUUUUUGGGUCAAUGUAUUAUGUUUGCCAGGUUUCAUGAUUUUGUGCAAUACAAACUUUUUAAACAUUUUUGCAUCUGUCAAGAAUUUGUUUUACAUCAAGCUCUUGGAUUAUUUCAUGUAUGGUACCCCAGAUGAAGAGAAUUCACACUUUUAUUAGCUCUGUUUUGUCUAAGAGAAUAUAUUUAUUGAGAUAUGUAGUGUAAGUAUGAUUAUGAUUGUAUGGUCUUAGUAUUGUGUGUAAAUAUUUUAUGUACCAACAACAAAAGUACCAAUAUUUUGUUAGUCAUAUAUUUAAAUAUCUCAUUUGUGCAUAAUGUCUAUUUCCAACUCUUUUUGUAUCUCGGCUAACAGAUCGCCUUAAGAUUCAAUUCUUUCAAGUCAAAUAAUUUAAUGUUUAAAUUAUUCUUUCUACAGAGUUUAUUUUUUGUAUUAUGGACCAGAUGUUCCAACAUUAUGCAUGUAUAGGAUGUAUAAUGUUGACUUAUUUUAGUUUUGAAUGAAUGAAUAUUUGUUUAUUGUGUAUGACCAGAUUCUUAUUAUUGUGGUUUUUAUUUUUCCUAGAUAAAGUUUUUUUUCUUGGACGUUUUGGGUAACCGUAAUUUACUAAUAGAAUAGUCAUUAUUAUUGUUAAUGGGUUGUUUUUUUUAUUAAGAUAAAUGUAAAAAUUGUUGUUGCUUUUUUUUUUUUUUUUUGGUCUCUUCUAGGAAUUUUUUUUUUUUAAUUUAUAUGCAUUAUUUUCUUAUUAUGAUCUUUCUCUGUACUUUAUGGUCAUGGAAAUUGAAUUUUUAAAAUCUGAAUCAUAAUUAGAUGAUUGGUUGUACAGAAUUCAGAAAGAUGUCUUGGUAUUCGAUGCUUGUAAAGUAGCUUCUUUGUUAUACUGGUUGAAAAAUUAUAUUUUGAACUAUUGUGUUCUUAAAUAUGAGUAUUUUUAUUCGCUUCAAAAUUUCUUUACAACUAGAUAAUAGUGGAUAACUUCUUGUCUGAAUUUUCAUUGAUGUUAAACUAAUGAGAAGACAAAGUGGAAUGCAAACUAAAUAUCCACAUUGAAUAAAUCUUAUAUACAGGGUCUAUGUGAAAUGUUUUUAUCAAGAAAAAUGUUUUGUAAAAUGUUUGACAUGUUUCGGAUGUUCCUUUAGAGUUGAAUAUAAUUUACUUCCUAGUCCAAACCUCCCUCAGGACAACUGUGGAUGGCAGCGUGCAGGGUAUUAACCUGGGACCAUUGUCCAGUCCUAACAAUAGUUCACUGCACAUACCUAAGACCAGGCAGCCACCCAAGAAAUAAUAAAGAGCUGCUUAAACUCUAUACAUUAGGAAUAUAGAAUCUUAGAAUUCACUUUUCUAAUUCUUUGUUAGUCCAUUUCUAGCAAUGUCAAAAUCUUCCCUUGACACAGUGUUUGCAAUACAACCUUUUAAGGCUCAUGAAAUGUAGAUUUGUUUGGAAAUUUUUCGAAAAUUGUAGGUUUAUAUUUUUCUUAGAAGGAUUUUAUAAUUCUGUUUAACUUAAGAAACUAUUGUUGUUUGCUUAUUAGUGGAUAUUUUUUUAUUUGGGUUUCCAGUGUUAUUAAGAUUUUACUUAAAAAGCCAAAUAGAUGAUGAUCAAAUGUGAACAUAAAUCUCUUUACAAGACAUCCAGGAGGUCACAAAAAUUGUUUGUUUUCUUUUCUUCAAAUGCUAUGUCCAUGUGCUAUGCACUGUACAAUUAAUUGGCAGCAUGCUCUGAAUCAAUGCCAUGUCCAUGAGAUAUGCACUGUGCAACCAAGUGGCAGCAUUGUUUUGAUUGUCAGUAAGCUAUGUUUUUACACCUUGGCUUGUCACAAAGAUUUUGUCACUUUUUAUUUUGAUAAGAACUGCUGAAAUGUUGUGUAUUUUGUUUGGAUGAUAACUAUAUUAAAACAACAUAUAGAUUUUUAUAUUUAUAUAUAUAUACUAUGUAUUAAAAAAAAAAUGUUUAAUGUGAUUACUUUGAUUUUAAGAUUGAGAUGAUUAUCUCCCUUGAAUUAAAAAAAAAAAAAUGAUCCAUGUCCCUUAAAGUUUUUUUUAACAAAAUGUACAAACUGAGUUAUACAGAUGACCUUCCAUAUAAAAUUUUUAAUGUUUCUUGGUUUUCAUCUAUUCUUAUCCUAAUUAGUAUCCCACUAGCCUUUUAAGUCAAUCAAUCUUUAUCAGUGUUAAGUUUGAAAACAACUUCUAACAGCUUUUAUUUUUAAUCGUUUGGAAUCUUUAAAUUUCUAAAGCUGUUUUUUUUUUUUUUUUUUUCAAUUUAUAAACACACACGCACUCUAUCCUAGAUAUAAAGUACAAAUAGUGAUGAUUUGUUUUUAAAAUUGUGUGUGUGUAUCUUUAUUUGUAUGUUUAGUUGUGGUGUAAUUACCUAUCUCUUUUGCAGCUAUCGUAACUUGAAUUGAAUUUCAACUAUUUAUUUCAUUGCUGACAAUUAUGUCUCUCCAUGAUUUUAAAUGAGGCAAAUACUAGUUGCUGCCUGAAAGAGAACUCUCUCUGUAAGUGCAUGUUAAAUAUAAUGUGACAGUUCACGUUUUUUUGUUGUUUUUUUCAAAAGGUUUAAGAUUUAAGUUUAUAACAUUGAGAUGUUCCUUCAACAGAGAAAAUAAAUUAAAUCCUGUGUGUGUGUGUAAGUGUUAAUCUAGUUAUGCAUGCUAGAGAUAUCAACUCUGCGCAAGUCACUGGUUUUCAAAUUCAGGCUCUAAGUAGGACACAUUUUUCCUAUAAAAUAGAAUAAUAAUAAUAAUCUUUAUUACCCAUAAUGAAAUUUGUCUUGCUAUGUGUGCAUGACCCAAAAAUGUGCCCCCCCCUCUACUUACUUCUGUUUGUUUCUUCCCUACUCCUGACUCAGCCUCUACUAAUAGGAUGAGAAAGAAGAUCUCACUCUGUAUGGACUAUACACCCUGCAAGUUACUACCUUUUAUUACCAUACAAGUUGGACAAGUACAAUUCUAUAUAUUAUAGACCUUCAUAGGUUUUUCUUUUCUCACUUCCCCGUUGGUAUCUGGUCAACAAGCUAGUGAUAAAUAUAUAUAUUUUUUUUUAUUUCUUGAGUCUGUCUCUUUAUUUGCAUCAUUUAAUUAUGUAAAUGUGUACAUUGAACAAUGAAGACCAGUAAUCUUUGAUUUUUUGUCAUUAUCUAUUUUAUGGGAAAUGUCUGUUUUCUUGUCUUGGGGGAGGGGGGUAUUGACUGUCGAAUAUACUGAUUGAUUGUAUGAAUUCGGGAUUCCAUUAGAAUAGGACUAUCAACUUUUGAGAUAAAAUAGAUUAACAGGUUAGUUUGUCACAUAUCAAUAAAAAAUUAUUUGACUAAUCAAUGAUUAUUGACAAAUUCAUUUUUACAGCCUACAUUUGUAUAAAAACUUGUUUAGUUUCUUAAUAAACUUGAUAUUUCACUUUA